Messenger RNA from Sciurus carolinensis (gray squirrel), 1408 nucleotides. RefSeq names its product transmembrane protein 156 (gene Tmem156). Lineage: Eukaryota; Metazoa; Chordata; Mammalia; Rodentia; Sciuridae. The record is from RefSeq and is a predicted model, not a curated record. The transcript has 7 exons. Bases 4 to 933 code for a protein of 309 amino acids.
GACAUGACAAAAACAGCACUCCUUAAAUUGUUUAUGGCAAUAGUGAUCACAUUCAUUUUAAUUUUGCCAGAACAUUUCAAGACAUCAAAAGGAAGAACAUUGGAGUUUUCCUGUCUGAAGGAGUGUUUACAACCUGGUUCCACCUAUUUGCUCUCUUCCUUAAAUUUUUCUUUUGUGACUUUUCUGCAACCCGUAAGGGAAACUCAGACUAUGAUGGGAAUCUUUCUAAAUUACUCCAAUUUCCAAAACUUCACUAAGAUUUGCCAAGACAUCACAAGUGAAUUUAAAACAUGCUCCUUGUGUUUGGUUUGUGGAUCCAAAGGAAACACGGAUUUCAUUUUUCAGGAACAGACAUCAAAAGUUCUUAUCAUGAUAGGAUCAAUGGAAAGGAAAGAAAAUGAUUUUUAUUCACCUUGUCGACAUUUUAACUUCACUGCAACUCCUGUAAUUGACCACACGGAGGAAUAUAACACUACCUGUAAUCUAAAAAACCACACUAGAAAAUCAAUAAUGGUGGAAGAAGAUCCAAUCAAGGAAAAGUCUACAAAUCACACUUGUAGAAUUAUGGACUAUCCUAACAAUUGUAUUCACAUUUCUUUGCACCUAGAAAUGGAUGUAAAAAAUGUUACCUGUCCCACGAAGAUCGCUUGGUAUAUUUUAAUUCUAUUAGUUUUUAUAUUUUUUAUCAUCCUCUUUAUCUUCAAAAUACUUAAAGACCACAGGAGAGUACAGAUGUGCCAGAGUCAUACAUACCAAGGUACAUCUGUUCUUCUAAGAGGAAGUGAUUCUGAGAAACUGAGAGCGUUGAAUGUGCGGGUCAUUUCAGCAGAGUCCACACAGGGGCUGCCCUUGGUUCAGGUCAAGGAAGUGCUGCCCCCAAUACCAGAACUGGAAGUGACUUCUGCAGCUCAUCAUCGAGGUCAAUAUACAUGACUAUCCCUGGGCAGAUUGGACUGAACCCUGUUGAAGAAUACUUAUAAUUUUAUUUUGGGAAUGAUUGGGCUGGUAAAUGUUUGGGUCCAGCUGAGACUGCACAAUAGGAAAGCAGCGGGUAUCAGACCGCUUGGUGGGAAAUAGCUCCAGAGCCUUUCAUUUGACCCAGGAGAUCAAGGGAACGAGCCUGUUUUCAAGGAACCAGCGUGAGACAUGGAAAACAAGCCGGAGAAACCCACGGAAGGAACAAGGGAACACUUAUUCUUUUUUUUUUUUAAAUCCACCACUAGAGUGGACCCAAGGUUUUAAUUUUGACCAAGAAUGGUCAAGGUUGAAAGUUCUUUCUCUCAUUGCAGAUUCUGAUUGGGUGAUUUUUUCCCCCCCGUACUGAUAAUAGUUUCUACUUGGCAAAUUACUUAAGAGGACCUGGGUUGUUUGCUUACAUAUUUGUUUGCAUUUAUUAAUCUUGCCUCCU